Messenger RNA from Poecile atricapillus (Black-capped chickadee), 2116 nucleotides. It is a transcript of the gene TSPAN33, whose product is annotated as tetraspanin 33. The transcript is spliced from 9 exons. Bases 101 to 955 code for a protein of 284 amino acids. Gene Ontology annotation, cellular component: membrane. The record is from RefSeq and is a predicted model, not a curated record. Lineage: Eukaryota; Metazoa; Chordata; Aves; Passeriformes; Paridae.
GCGGAGCGGGGCUCGCUGAGGGGCGAAGCGGGGUCCGGUCAGGUUCGGCUGCGUUCGGCCCCGUUCGGCUCCGCUCGGCUCCGCUCGGCCCCGCUCGGCUAUGGCGAGGCGGACGGCGGCCCCCGCCGGGCCCCUCAUGGACGAUUUCUCCUUCGUGAGCCCGGUGGUCAAGUACGUGCUCUUCUUCUUCAACCUGCUCUUCUGGAUGAUCUCCAUGGUGAUGGUGGCCGUGGGGGUCUACGCCCGGCUGCUGAAACACGCAGAGGCAGCCAUGGCGUGCCUGGCGGUGGACCCUGCCAUCCUCCUCAUCAUGGUGGGCGUCCUCACCUUCCUCAUCACCUUCUGCGGCUGCGUCGGCUCCUUGCGGGAGAACAUCUGCCUGCUGCAGAUGUUCUCCGUCUGCCUGACCGUCAUCUUCCUCCUGCAGCUGGCGGCCGGCGUGCUGGGCUUUGUCUUCUCCGAUAAGGCACGUGGGAAGGUCAGCGAGAUCAUCAAUGGGGCCAUCGUGCAUUACCGGGAUGACCUGGACCUGCAGAACCUCAUCGAUUUUGGGCAGAAGGAGUUCAGCUGCUGCGGGGGUGUCUCCUACAAGGACUGGUCCCAAAAUGUUUAUUUCAACUGCACGGCCACCAACCCCAGCCGUGAGCGCUGCUCCGUGCCCUUCUCCUGCUGCCUGCACGACGCCGAGCAGGCUGUCAUCAACACCAUGUGUGGCCACGGGAUGCAGGCCAGGGGCUACCUGGAGGCCAGUGCCUUCAUCCACACCAACGGCUGCAUCGACAAGCUGGUCAACUGGACCCACAGCAACCUCUUCCUGCUGGGGGGCAUCACCCUGGGGCUGGCCCUGCCCCAGCUGGUGGGCAUCGUGCUGGCGCAGCUCCUCAUCAACCAGAUCCGUGACCAGAUCAAGCUGCAGCUCUACAACCAGCAGCACCGGGCAGACCCCUGGUACUGAGCCCCGGCCUCUCCGGGGGCAUUCCCGACCCCGGAUCCGCGGGAAGAGCCCGGGGGGCUCGGCUGGAGAGGAGGGAUGGCGGAUCCGCGCUGGCUGCGGAGAGGGAGGCUCCGUGCCUUUGGCAGCCGGCGCUGGGCUCGGCCUGGAGGUGCCGAGCUGAGGCAGCGCCGGGGAAUCGCUGUCUGUCUGUCCAUCCGUGCGUCCUGCUGCUGCACAAAGCUUCGCACUGGGAUGAGCUUCCCCUCCCCGCCUGUGCUGGAGAAGGACGUUUGUCUGUCUGUCCGUCUGUCUGUGCGUCCUGCUGCUGCACAAAGCUUCGCACUGGGAUGUGCUUCCCCUCCCCGCCUGUGCUGGAGAAGGACGUUUGUCUGUCUGUCUGUCCAUCCGUGCGUUCUGCUGCUGCACAAAGCUUCGCACUGGGAUGUGCUUCCCCUCCCCGCCUGUGCUGGAGAAGGACGUUUGUCUGUCUGUCUGUCUGUCUGUGCACUGAGCUGCCUUGGCCCAGGCUGGGCUGUGGGACUGGGGACAAUCCCCCAUAGCCAGGUGUCUGGGGACAAUCCCCCAUAGCCAGGUGCCUGGGGACAAUCCCCACAGCCAGGUGUCUGGGGACAAUCCCCAUGGCUGCGUGUCCAGGGACAAUCCCCAGGGCCGGGUGUUUGGGGACAAUCCCCAUAGCUGGGUGUUUGGGGACAAUCCCCAUGGCCGGGUGUUUGGGGACAAUCCCCAGGGCCAGGUGUUUGGGGACAUUCCCCAGGGCCCGGUAUUAGGAGACAAUCCCCAUGGCUGGGUGUUUGGGGACAAUCCCCAUGGCCGGGUGUCUGGGGACAUUCCCCAUUGCUGGGUGUCUGGGGACAAUCCCCCAUGGCCGGGUGUUUGGGGACAAUCCCCCACAGCCAGGUGUCUGGGGACAAUCCCCAUUGCUGGGUGUCUGGGGACAAUCCCCCAUGGCCGGGUGUUUGGGGACAAUCCCCACAGCCAGGUGUUUGGGGACAAUCCCCGUGGCUGGGUGUUUGGGGACAAUCCCCCGCAGCCAGGUGUCUGGGGACAAUCCCCAGGGCCUGGUGUCCAUCUCGGUGUCCCCAAGUGUGGGGACAGCCCAGUGGCUCUGCGGGUGCUCUGCUGCUUCUUGGCUUUCAUGAACAAUAAAGAUGCGAGGCCCCG